Molecule: messenger RNA, 1427 nt
Organism: Punica granatum (pomegranate)
Lineage: Eukaryota; Viridiplantae; Streptophyta; Magnoliopsida; Myrtales; Lythraceae
Source: RefSeq, a predicted model, not a curated record
CACACCAAUCCGAUAUUUCAACUCACGCCAUUCCCACCCGUCCGUGCGUUUAACCUCCAUUUUCCAUCAUAUUAAACCUCUCUCCCCCUUUCCCUCUCUCUCACUCUCAUUCACUGAGUCGCGACUCCAUGUGAACUCGCUCGCCGGAGGUGACUCCCACUCGCCCACUUGUGUACAGGAGGCAGGCCAGCUGCGGGAUCUCAAAACCAUGAAGCUCUCAGCCAAGCCCAUCUCUAGCCCGGGACGGUCCGACAAGUUCCCGCCGCCGCUGAUGAGGUUCCUCCGGAGCAAUGUUGGGAGCAGGAGCAGGGGGCGGUCCCGCGCUAGCCCCAUGUUCCUUAGGAAGGCGCAGAAGAGCUCCAGCGCGUCCGUCGCCGCCGAGUCCACUCAGGAGCCAUCCUCCCCGAAGGUCACUUGCAUGGGGCAGGUCCGGGUCAGGCGGUCCAAGAACAAGAAGCCCCAGGCCGCCCGGAAGGCCAGGAGAGGAGUAGACGACGACCGCCCCGGCAGCAGCACCGGUACCACCACCACCACCUGGUGCGCGUGGAUCUCACAAGCCCUGCUCUGCCACCGACCUGGUCGUAAGAGGUGGUGCAGGAGGAGCCGGAGCCGGAGCGGCAGCAGGGGGGAGGUCCGCCGUGCGUCCUUCACCCGCGCGUGGCGCGACUGCUCCGCCGUCUUCCACAUGGCGGGGUGCCGGAGGAGGGAACCCAAGACCAUGGAAGAAGACUCGCCCAGCUCGAAGGUGGAUACGGAGCCGAGAUUCCGGAAUAACAGUGUUAGGAGCGAGUUGGGAGUUGGUAACUUGGACCUGAAGAGCGAAGAAGAAGAAGGCGACGAAGAGGUGGAGGCCCGAGCUAGGACUUACAAGGCAUCCUCCUCGCCCUGUUCGCCGCCGAAGAAUGCUCUGCUCCUCACUCGCUGCAGAUCCGCCCCGUACAGAUCGUCCUCCUUGGCGUGCAGAUUCUGGGGCUCGCCCCUCAACGGCCCCGACUCCGAGGACGCCCAGAGGCCGCAGCAGAACGGAGGAGAAGAACCCGCCGGCGAGGAGGAGCCAAAGCCAUUGUUGAGAUCCGAGGGAGAGGCGAGAGUCCACCCUGCGGAUGAGGAGGAAGAAGAAGAAGAAGACAACGACGAUGAGGAGAAGGAACGGUUCUUGAAGAGGGAAAUUACAGUCUCGGUCGCAGAGAAAAUGGCGAAACCGGCGAAAGCAGAAGAGAAUAAGCCAGAGGAGGAAGAAGGGCUGAGGCCGCCGCCGCCGCCGAGGCUGACGAGGUGCAAAUCGGAGCCGGCGAUAACGGCUGCACAGAAGGUCGGCUUCCGGUGAUUAUGUUUUCCCUUCUCUUGUACACCACAUGCUUAAUUAAUUACAAGUAUAAUUAAUUAAUUAAUUAAUUAAUUAAUCAAUGAAUCUGUUUUUACUAAUC